Phytophthora infestans T30-4 is the source of this 531-nucleotide messenger RNA. RefSeq lists its product as uncharacterized. The record is from RefSeq and is a predicted model, not a curated record. The transcript is spliced from 2 exons. NCBI's taxonomy places the organism in Eukaryota, Oomycota, Peronosporomycetes, Peronosporales, Peronosporaceae. Bases 34 to 531 code for a protein of 165 amino acids.
GCUGUACUUCAGAGUCACGGGCACCGGUUGAAGAUGUUCAAGUCGCUCUUCCGCUGCAUCCGCAGGUUCUUCGGCCGCAUUAAGCCCAAGGGCAAGGAGCAGCUGCAGCGUCCGACCGAGUAUGGUGCCAAUAUUGACAUCGAGGAGGCACUGGCCGAGCAGAUGGAGAUCCAGAGGCGAAGCGGUCGUGUGCUGUCCUCUACUGCCAGUCUCGCUGCUGCAUUGCGUCAGCGUCCACGUGAGAAAAUUCCAGCCUUCUCGACGCAUUUAGGCGAUAAUGAACACCGCGAACCUUCCGACCCGGCCAUUAAGGCUGCGGUAGAGGAGAUGCAGAGUCUAACUCCAGGGUAUAUCGGCCAGACGGGUGAAAAGCCCGAGUCGUUAAUCCCGGAGUCCGUGCCGGAAGAUGGCGAGCCGAAGGAGGAGACUGAGACGAAAGACCAGGAGAAAUCGUCCCCAGCAGCUGAGCGACCAUCGGAGAUGAACCCACGCCGUUCAUCGAUCUUCGACAUGCGGUCAGAGUGGAUCUAA